Molecule: messenger RNA, 2139 nt
Organism: Cynoglossus semilaevis (tongue sole)
Lineage: Eukaryota; Metazoa; Chordata; Actinopteri; Pleuronectiformes; Cynoglossidae
Gene: armc10
Product: armadillo repeat containing 10
Exons: 6
Coding region: 261-1304 (347 amino acids)
Cellular component (GO): mitochondrion
Molecular function (GO): protein binding
Source: RefSeq, a predicted model, not a curated record
UCGAUUUUAAUUGGCCAGUGAGAGGUGCCCGGAAACACUGAGCACAACAUUGAUGACAACAUUAACUUCUCCGUUUUCUUUGCUUGGUGUACUGAACAAUGAAGCCGUUUGAAAUACUUAACCUGUUUGUUUUGGAUAUUUCUGUUGAUUCGUGUUCGAAAACGAUCGAUUUAAGCAAAAGCGGUUCAUUCCUAGCGCUUUAGAAAGUCUACAGCCUGCCGUUAGCUGUUAGCCGUUAGCAUAGAUCUGCUCACUAGGACAUGGGAGACAGCAGCGUCACUCCUAGGCUCGGCAGCCUGAAAGCUCUGCUUGGAAUCGUCGCCGGAGCUGGAGCUUCCUAUGGGAUUUACAAACUUAUCAGUAGACAUAGCAUCAAGAAGAACAAGAAAAGUGUGACUAGUGAAAGUGCAGGUGACAGGAUAAGCAGUCAGCCCAGUGACUCUGUUAUGCAACCGGGCAGCCUGCUGGCCAGAGUGUCCGGAAUGCAAGUUAUCUGUCCACAACGCUCAGAUGCUUCAUCUAGGGAAAUCACUCAUCAGUCCCCCAGCAACAUGGAGCCCAAGCACCUGAAAAUGUUGCUGUUAUGUCUGCAGAGCAGCAAUAACACAUCAGAAAGAUGUAAGAUUCUUCUGACGCUGGGAAACUCUGCUGCCUUCACCUCUAAUCAGAACCUAAUCCGGGAAUCUGAUGGUAUUCCUAUCAUCGCUGGUUUCCUGUGCGAUCCUGAACCAGAUGUUCGAGUGCAGACUCUGAACGCUUUAAACAACCUUUGUAUGAACAUCCAAAAUCAGGAGCAACUAACGGUGUAUGUGCCACAAGUGCUGGAACUGAUUGAAAUGUCACAAAUGAACUCUGACCUUCAGCUGAGUGCCCUCAGACUUUUGACAAACCUCUCAGUCACAGACAAACACCAACAUCUGCUGAAACAAUCAGUCACUCUUUUACUGUCUCUGCUCGUUGUGGGCAGUGAAGCAUUGCAGGUGCAGGCGUUGAAGGUCCUUGUAAAUUUGUCCUCAAAUCCAGAUAUGAUGGAUGACAUUGUUCAAGCUCAGGCUCCAGCAUCUGUCCUGCUGCUGUUUGACGCCAAAACGGCUCAGCCCGUGCUCCUGAGACUGCUGACGUUUGCAGGGAAUUUGAAGGCCUGGAGACCCUCGUCCCAGGUGGCAGAUGAACUGAGAAGAAGGCGGGAUUGUCUUUUCAGAGUCCUGUUGGAUGAAUCCUCUCAGCUUCACAGUAAAUUGGUCCAGCUACUUUCACAUCCUGAUGGAGAGGUCAAGGCUCAGGUGGCCCGGAUCUUGACAUAGACAUGUUGGUGUCUCUGCCCUCCCCACGCCCCUUCAUGUUUGGAUCCUUAUUUCUUUUGUUGAAGUUUUUCAGCAGUUUUACAUCACCAUCUAUUUUAGCAUAUUUUCCAGUUAUACACAUACAUGAUAAAUGGGGGAAACUAGGGAGGAAGUAAGCGAAUAUAAUCAAAGAUCAAAAUAAACUUUUCCCUCUUUUUCUUUUCUGUCAAUAUAUCAGUUUUGAUUGACUGUGCCAUUCUAUCCAGAGAACUGCAAUCCUUUAUUCUGAUUAUAUUUUACUGGAAUCCCAAUCCACUGCCAUGUUUUUUUUGUAUAAUUUACAAACUAACAACUCCCCUCCCCUGGUUCACAGUGACACCUACUGGUAGAGCAGAGAGGGAUUCUUGAUUUGCAAGUAUUCGAUCCAUAGUAACGGGCUGUCAUACUACAGCUCUAAUACUUAGUACCUAGUGUACCAUGCCAUAUAACGUCAAAUUUCAUUGAUAUGUUGGAUUUCAGUGGUCUAUGUAUUUUAGUUUCUGUAUUUAUUUUACAAAAGAAACAUGAUAUCAGGAAAACCAAAGUAAAGUUUAAUUUUCUAAAAAGAAAACUGCCUUCCCUGGGUUCAUAAUUGUAAUCGGGUAUCUCUCUGUAAUCUCUGUCCAUGGACAGAGUCCUUCACAACUGCCAUUCAAUGUCUCAUCUGGUCCAAAAAAUAUGUACAAAGUUCUAGAGCAGGCAUGGGCAAACUGGGGGUCGGAUGCGGCCCAUUUAGCUUUUUUUUCCAAAUUAUAUUUAUUUAUAUUAUAAAUAAAUCCCUGCCUUUUCCCUGCAAUAGCCAAGUUUCCCCAAUAGA